AUGUUAGCAUUCAACAUUGGUACAACAUGUGCAUCAUCACUUAGUGUUUAUUCUCAAGUUGUUUCUCUUAAUCCACCAAAUUAUUUAAUGUCUCGAGAUAUUUCAUAUCCAUUUGUGAGUUCUUGUAACGGCUUGUUAUGUAUGGUGUAUAAUUUCGCGAUAUUUAUAUGGAAUCCAGCUAUUCGAAAAUACAAAACUGUUCAAAAGACUCAUCGAUACAUAUCAAUGCUAUAUGAAUUCGAAUCGACGUUGUAUGGAUUCGUGUAUGAUUCUAUCUGUGAUGAUUAUAAGAUAAUCGCUAUAUUUGUGAUUAAUUCGAAAGAUAGUCAUUAUGUUAUUGGAAUAUACUCUGUGAAUAAUGAGUCUUGGAAAAAGAUUGAGUUUGUUCCUAUUGGUUAUCGUUUGUUUGACCAAAAUCCAGUUUCAUUAGAUGGUACGAUUAACAUGAUGGCCAAUGAUGAUAAUAGUGGAUUAGAUAAUAAGUUUGUGAUGAUAUCUUUAUUUGUGGCUAAUGAGAAAUUUAUUGUAACGCCCGUCCCAUUGCAAUAUCAUGGGACUCGUAUGAAAUUAUAUAAUUUUGCUGAUCGUCUCUACCUUUUCUCCGUGUUGGUUGAGAUGGAUUUUUUGUUGUGUUCACUCGAGAAAGAUGGGGAACGAUGGAGAUGGAGUAACGUCAUGAGAAUUCCAACGAUACCCUCAUUCGUUGGAAAUGGAGAGGACGAAAAAUGGUAUUUAGAUGAUAUAGUAUGUUUGAAGGAAAAUGAGAAUAUCUUGUGGAGGAAAACGAAUGGUGAGUUUAUAGAGUACAAUGUGCGUAAACAAGAAGUGAAUGAGUUUACCUUGAAAGAAAUUUCGCCUUCUACAGAUUCAUCCAUCUUGUUCGCGGGAAGUUUAGCUAACUUGAGAAUUCCAUGGGACUAG
Solanum pennellii is the source of this 921-nucleotide messenger RNA. Its product is annotated as F-box/kelch-repeat protein At3g23880-like. The record is from RefSeq and is a predicted model, not a curated record. The coding region runs from base 1 to 921 and encodes 306 amino acids. Lineage: Eukaryota; Viridiplantae; Streptophyta; Magnoliopsida; Solanales; Solanaceae. The transcript has a single exon.